AUGCCUGCCAGCCAAGAUGUCCCGGAGACCCGGGUUUUGAUCGUUAUUACCGGUGGCACGAUCUGCAUGCAAGAGUCCGAGGAUGGUCUUAUCCCCGCACGUGGUUUCCUGAAGAAUUGCCUGGCGCCGCGCCCGUCCUUCAACGACGGCUCAUAUCCCGAGCCGCUGGAGAUCGUCACCAACGACAAGGGCGCCAAGAAGGCGGUCCAGAGCUUGCGGACGCCGAAGAGCUCCUACGGCCGGCGCGUGCGCUACUCGGUGCUCGAGUUCGAGAAGCUGCUGGACAGCAGCUCCAUCAACGCCGCCGGCUGGGAUGAGAUCGCCCGCACUCUGUACCGCAACUACACGCUUUACGAUGGCUUCGUCGUGCUGCACGGCACCGACAGCCUGGCCUACACGUGCUCCGCCCUCAGCUUUAUGCUGCAAAACCUGGGCAAGCCGGUUAUCCUGACCGGUAGCCAGGCGCCUAUGAUGCAGCUCCAGAACGACGCAACCGACAACCUCCUCUCCAGUUUGGUCAUUGCCGGUCACUUCAUGAUUCCCGAAGUUUGCCUGUUCUUCAACUUCAAACUCUUCCGUGGAAACCGCUGCACCAAAGUCUCGGCCGACGACUUCAACGCUUUCGCCAGCCCCAACCUGGCUCCGCUGGCCACCAUUACUAGCCUGCGUACGAACGUGCAAUGGAGCCUUGUGCACCGCCCCACCAGCGUGCAUCCUUUCAGCAUCCAGACCAAUCUCGACACGGCGCACGUUGCCUGUCUGCGUGUCUUCCCCGGUAUCAAGCCGGAGAUGCUGGAUGCAGUCCUGCGUUUGGAUGGCCUCAAGGGUCUCGUUUUGGAGACUUUCGGUGCCGGCAACGCCCCUGGCGGUCCCGACUCAGAGAUGACGAAGAUCAUGGCCGAUGCUGUCAAGCGCGGCAUUGUCAUCGUCAAUGUCACGCAGUGCCUCAGCGGGAGCGUCAGCGCCCUCUACGCACCAGCUACCGUCCUAGGCAGGGCGGGCGUCGUGUUCGGUCAGGAUAUGACGACCGAGGCCGCGCUGACGAAGCUCUCUUACCUGCUGUCUCUGCCCGACAUGACACCUGUUGAGAUCGCUAAGAGGAUGUCGCACCCCGACAGUGGUCUCAUGAGUCCUGAGAUCCAGAGCCUGGUAUCAUUGGGCUACAAGAUCAAGGAUGGAGAUCUCAAUGGGGUUAAAGAUGUCAUAAGGCACGAGCCGAGAUACCUGCUCAAUGAGACGGAUUACGCCGGCAACACACCAUUGCACUUGGCGGCAUCCGGGCCGAACGUCGAGAUCUUGCGCGAAUUUCUGUCGCAGGGCGCAUCUGUUCACCUACGCAACCGAGAAGGACACACGCCGCUCUAUCUCGCAGCACACGCGGGGCAGGGCGAUCAUGUGCGGCUGCUGCGCGAGGCGGGCGCGCACCUGCACGCCGAGGAGACGGCGUCGGCGUCGCUGCACGCGGUGGAGAAGGGGUGCGCAGAGGUCUGGCGUCUGGCAGGCGUCGGCGAGAACUGCAGUGGUUGA
Molecule: messenger RNA, 1527 nt
Organism: Lasiodiplodia theobromae
Lineage: Eukaryota; Fungi; Ascomycota; Dothideomycetes; Botryosphaeriales; Botryosphaeriaceae
Product: Lysophospholipase
Exons: 5
Coding region: 1-1527 (508 amino acids)
Molecular function (GO): asparaginase activity; protein binding
Source: RefSeq, a predicted model, not a curated record